Molecule: messenger RNA, 1065 nt
Organism: Sinocyclocheilus grahami
Lineage: Eukaryota; Metazoa; Chordata; Actinopteri; Cypriniformes; Cyprinidae
Gene: plin1
Product: perilipin 1
Exons: 4
Coding region: 36-974 (312 amino acids)
Biological process (GO): lipid metabolic process
Cellular component (GO): lipid droplet
Source: RefSeq, a predicted model, not a curated record
AACCAAGUUAUAAAAUAUUAACGUUCUGCAUUUGUAUGAAAAUUAUAUUAUUCGUAGUUGUAGCAGCCAACUCAUUGGCCUGCAGAGGACUGGACCACUUGGAGGAAAAGGUACCAGCCUUGCAGUAUCCACCUGAAGAGCUAACAGCAAGCAUCAAGGAGCUGGUGUCAUCAACUUUGGAAACUGCCAAGGAUAAUGUUGCCUGUCCAAUCAAACAUACCUCUAAUGUUGUAUUGGACAAGGUAUCUACUGGGUACCAGCAGAGUAAGAAUGCCUUAAGUGACAGCAUACAUUAUGUCCUUAACAGCAAGCUUGUCUGCCUGGCUGAGCAGAGAGCUGACAGGGCUCUUAGUCUGUUGGAAAACCUGGUCGACUUUGUCCUUCCUGUAUCUUCAACUGAGACAGAGGAUGAUGGGAGUAUGGGAGAGCAGGCGCCUGAUGUUGGAGCCUCUGGCCCAAAGCCCAGCUUCAGCAGGCUGGGAGCACUGGCCGGCACCAUCUGCAGACGGGCGUUUGAGAAGACAGCUGCACAACUCCAGCGCUCCAAACGUCAAGGUCAGGGACUGGUCACACAGAUCCCUGGCGUGAGUCCCCUGAUUCCUAGGCAAUCUUCCAAGCCAGAAGGAGGAUCCCAAAUGGUGGAAAACGAUAGAUCAAAAGAAUGUGUGAGUUGCUCUCUGGUGCUGGAGACUAGUGUAGGAGACCACAUUCACAGUCCCAGUGGCAAUUCUCAAAAGCAGCCCCUUAAGGUUACGGAACUCAAGGAGAUAUCAGAGGAGACCCGUCAGCUGAAGAAGGUCAUGAAACAGAUUCCUAUGCAGCAGAAAGUAGUUCUUGGUGGCAAUAACAAGAAAGUAUCCAACCACAGACCCCCAAGGAAAAGUCUGAAAGAUUGCACCCAGAUCUCCUCCUCAUCGUCUUCUUACAUUCAAACAGUGCAAAACAGCAGAAAUGCCUCCCCUACUGCAGAAUGAGAAUGGAAGAAUAGUCAGAGUGGGAUGUGGGUUUCAUUAUUUAUCCUGCAGGUCUGUCAUGUUCAUUUAAAGCAUAGCAGUCAUGGGUCAU